ACGAUCGAGCCGAUCGGCAGUCGUCGGUUCAGUAGCACGUUCCGAAAGAAUUGAUCGAUCUACUUUUCUGCGCGACAACAACGAUCAUCCCCAAACGAACCCGAAAACCCCAUUGUGUGUUACGAAACAACGAAUCUCUUUGACUCUCGGCGUGUACGUGCGUUUUUCACGCCAAAAGAACACGUUCCGCUCAGCAGCCGGUGAGAAGUCGGUCGUGAUUUGAUCGUACGCGCGCUCUUUGCCGUGCGUGCGUUUAUGUUUAUGUCUCAGUACGACAUGGGCUCUGAACCAGUGACGAUCAUCCGUGCGUCCGUGGCCGUCGUACACUCUCGCCGUCCGACACGGCCGUAAACAUAGACCGAGUCGCUGUCGAUCGCUUGCUCACCCACCCCCGGGGGUGGCAGUUUUUACGCGCUUUUUUUAAGCAACUCGACCCCCAUAUUCGCUUGUUUUUGCGGUUCGAGAUAAUGGACCGUGAUGGAAGUGUGACGAGUGAUUCGGCAAAGUGAGGCACCAUUUUAUUGGUUCGAUCGAUCGAUCGAUUAUUGGGCGGAAGUGUUGAAUGUGAAGUGAAGAAAGGAUCCAUCGGCCACGUGUGUUUGAAGGAAGCAGUUGCAAUGGAGACGCCCAGUGGUUCUCGAUGUCAGCAGUGAAUUGUGUGUCAGUGGUGUGAUCUCCCCCCCCCCCCCCCCCCCUAAAAGUGAUCUCAUACAAAGUGUCCUAAAUGUGUGCUGUGAGUGUGUGGCGUGGGCAUUUGCUAGGUGUUUAAAAGCAGCAUUUAAAAUCGAAAUCCCCGGGCGAAAGUAUCGAAAUCAUUAAAAUUCGACGUUGACUCAGGUCGUACCAAGUGGGAUGAGAGGUGGUGAAAACCCAGUGUGUGUGUGUGCUUUUGUGUGCGUGCGUGCGUGUGUCUAUGCCCCGUUGCUGUCACGCGCAAGUGUAAUCAACAAGUGAGCUCCAAAGUCAACGCCAGCGUCGGCCGAUCGGUGUUAAUUCGCACCGAAUUUCCUCUAUUUAUAUAUACCCCGUUACAGCGGGAGCAUCAUCUUUUCCACUCGCUAAACGGGGCAGCAAAGCGAUAAAACCCACAGAACAAAAGGUGCAGGGUGCAGAGCGGGUUGGAGUGAAGGUGGAAGGAAUCACGCACGGCACACGUUCGUUCGUUCGCUCGCUCGCUCGCUCGCGGUGCUUUAGUACCUUUGCUUUUCUUUCGUUUUGUUACCCAUCAUUACCAAACGGACCCGACGACCUGCCUGUGUUCGUUGUGUUGUGUCUACGCCACCCUAAAUCCGUAGUGUUGUCGUGUUCAGUGUAGUUCUCCGGCUGUGGCGGCGGCGGCUUGGUCGUUGGAAUGGAAGGUUGCCAACUAGAGCAACUCGUCGGUUAGACGCUGCAGGAACAACCAAUCGCUGUGUGUGUAUGGGUUGGAUGCAAAUCUGUUUGCCAACUGCACCGACAACGACGAAGAACAACCAUCGUCCGUAUUCCUUAGUGCUUCGUCAUCACGCUCGGCGGCAUGUCUGCGCCCGGGCCUCAGCCACCGCCCUCCGAAAUCACAGCCGAAUGGACCGUACAUGCACAGCUUACGCUUUCCUCGGUACCCUCCGCUUCUACCACUAGCAACAACAGCAGCGGCAGCGGCAGCCGCCCUUCGGAUGUUGUCCCGCCACCGUCCGAGGGAUGCACUGAGGGCGAACCAGGGUCAGUUCCAGGACGAAACACUGGGGGUGAUGGGACAGACGCACCACCAGCAGCAGCAGCAGCAGCAGCAUCGGCCACAUCCAGCAGUAACAGUAGCGCGGUUGGGAAUCCAGUGAAGGUUGUUUAUAAAUUUAGCACGGCUGACCAUCCGCUGCAACAGAAACCGUCCUCGACCGUGUUGUCCACUGGUCCACUGCCGGGUGGCGGUGCUGGCGGUGGUAGUAAGAGCAACGUUAUUUUUAACACCGAUCCAUCAUCACCUUCCUCACCUUCGGUCACGCUCGCUCAGACUCCCACUGGUGAUGGACCUCCUCCGCCGGGUGUCGAGAAUGCAGCCCAGCUGUUCCCCAAGUGUACCAGCACCUGCAGCAUCGUGCUGACGGCUUGCACCGAUCUUUUGCCCACCUCCGACUCGACCCAACUGAAUCUCCCGAUCAUUGUCAACAAGUGUGAAUCCACCAACAACAUUGUGGUGGACAAGAGCACCAACUUCCCUGAGAAGUCCUCGAACAAUUCCAAGGAUGUGAGCUGUCAAACGAGCGACUGGGAGACGAACAGCAAGAAGGAAGGGACGGAGAGCGGCGCCACCGCUACGGGAUCGAUAAAGCGGCGUGGAAUUCCACAAAAAUCCACCACCGAUGGCUGUCUUCUGUCGCCACCACCAAGAAGACGGGAGGAUAAUAGGUUCGAUUCGCUGAUACGGAAAUCCGUCUCACCACUCAUCCAACCGCUCGUCUCGCCGAGCAACACUAUCCGCUCGCAGCAAUCGAGCGUCCGGGGCGAUACGUCCGCCGCCAAGAAGAAACCGCGCACGGUGCACAUCGACGUGUAUUGUACCGGGUCGGAUGCGGAAUCCGGUUCGGACUGUGGUUCGUGCUGCUCCUCGCACGAGGACGCCAAAUCCCUUCCUUCCUCCGGUGGUUCGUCCGCCUCCUCGUGCCACUCGUCGGUGUCGUCGGGCAGCCGAUUCGACACUAGCCACAUGAUGGAGCUGAAGGCGGCGGCUACAGCGGCGGCGGCGGCGGCGGCACACACCCAGCCGAAUGGAGACGCCGAGCCAGCGCAACACCACCCCACUGUGUACGAGUCGGAAGAGAUGCGGGUGCGUCACAAGCGUGCCGGAAAGCAUGAAAUGCCCAGGCGUUUGAUGCAGCAAACUAUCGAUCAAAACACGCUUUCCACCAUCGGCAGCCUGAAAAGGACCGGCUCGGCACGGCAUGGACGCCCGCGGAGAAACACCGCCACGGACGAGAUCACCGAAUCGAAGCAGAUCCUGUUCAGCAAGCAUCUGGGCGAGGACGUGCCCAAGCAGGAGCAGCAGCAGACGGAGGAACAGAUCCAGGACGCGUUCAGCACGUACUUCCGGCGCGAUGUGAGCGACGACGCGAUCAGCUCGAACUACGCCCUGUCGGCCGAUCGCUCAACGCGCCGUGACGUCACCGGCAGCAGUCUCUCGAGUGCGUUCGCCUGCGGUGGGUUCUACGAGGACGACGAGGAGGCGGAAACGCGCAGCAAGCUCAAUCGGAGCGGCACCACCGCCACACAGUCGGACAGCUUCGAGUACGAGAACAGUGAGGAUCGCUACCGCAUCCACGAGAUGGAGCGCGUGUGGAAGCAGCAGCACUGGAAGUCGCCCUCGGUCGAGCGACGGCUGCUGCAGAUGCACAAUCCGUCCGUUCCGCUCGGCGGCGGGUCCUGCCCUCCGAGCCCGGACAAUCUGACCGAGUCGGAUCACAGCUUCGUGUACGACGAGGCGCCCCAUCCGCACGCGUCCAAUCCGUCCCUGGCCGAGUACAGUGACUCGAGCCCGUCCACCGUGAAGAGUGCGUCGCAGAGGGGCGGCGGAGGUAGCGGUGGCCAGGAUGGUCCGAGUCGGUCGCUGUUGCUUCAGCAGCAAGCCGUCCUUGCGGCAACGCUGCAGCAGAAGCGCGAGUUUUCCCCGGUCGAAGGCUACACCGACGAGUACCUGGCGAUUGCGCGCCGCUUCGGCAGUCUGAUCACGGGCCGCCGGAAACCCGGCACCCACAUGGGCCCGGUACGCAAUCCGGAGUGUCCGUGCGAGCACUGUCGGCGCUGGGUGCUGGAGCGUGACUUCAUGGGCGUCUCGGGAGGUACUGGUGGUUUGCGCGAGCGUGCCCUCUCCGUCGAUGCGUCGGGCGAACGUGGACCGAGCGGCAUCGUCGAUAUGCGCCGUCAGUUUCACCUGAGAAAUGCGUUCGUGCGUGAAGCUUGACCAGCUCAGCCCCCCCGAAAGGAGGAUGCCUUUAUAGUGCAUUUGUUAAACACUAACGUAUACUUGUAGCUUUCCUCCAAAGUGUGUGUGUGUGUGUGUGCGUGUUUCUGCUCAACGAUCGUUUUUAGUAGUAGGAUUAACUUUCCGAUCACUUUCCCUGUAGAAAAUGAAGUCGAUUGCGAGCA
Molecule: messenger RNA, 4119 nt
Organism: Anopheles merus
Lineage: Eukaryota; Metazoa; Arthropoda; Insecta; Diptera; Culicidae
Product: mucin-5AC
Exons: 5
Coding region: 1517-3934 (805 amino acids)
Source: RefSeq, a predicted model, not a curated record